Molecule: messenger RNA, 857 nt
Organism: Ziziphus jujuba (common jujube)
Lineage: Eukaryota; Viridiplantae; Streptophyta; Magnoliopsida; Rosales; Rhamnaceae
Exons: 5
Coding region: 170-532 (120 amino acids)
Biological process (GO): autophagosome assembly; protein folding in endoplasmic reticulum
Cellular component (GO): EMC complex; endoplasmic reticulum; membrane
Source: RefSeq, a predicted model, not a curated record
UGGGAGGAAUUUGGAAAUAAAUGCAGAGAAGAAAGGCUUUGUAGUUUGUAGGCUUCUACAAACCGAAACAAAGACAGCCAAUUUCAGUGGGAGAGCAGAGUCGCGGUUCUUCGUCUCCGGCUCGUUAUUCAUCGUACGGAACCUGUUCUCUCAAAGAAACACUGAAAGUAUGGCUGGACAUAAUGACUCAAAUGCAUCUGAGAAGAAAUCAAAUGAAGCUACAAAUGAUUUACCCACCUUCAAUGCUGAGAAUAUGCAAAGUAACAUGAAGAUCAUAUAUUACAGCCGAACAUUCAUGUCCAUUAUUGGUGGGGUCAUUGCUGGGAUUUUGGGAUUCACAAGCUUGACUGGAUUCAUCUUUUAUUUUCUUGUUAUGGCGAUUACUUCGGUUGGACUCACAGCCAAGGCAGGGUUUUCCAUCCAUUCAUACUUCAGUUCCUGGAACCAGAUCGUGCUUGAUGGUUUUCUGGGUGGGCUUAUGUCAUUCGUGCUGUUCUGGACAUUUGCUUACGACAUCGUACAUAUAUUCUGAGAUGUUAUCUGCUUAUGGAUGGAAGGAAAGAUCAAGUGGCGAUCUGGUGUAUCAGGAAUGGAAUCAAAUCUGUCACACUGCUUGCUGGAAUGUAAGUGUUUUGUCUUUUUAACCAGACUCUGGGAAUUGCUUUUGUACCAUUACGGAUCCAUAGAUACAAGUUUGUUUGGAGGAAACUUUAUGCUUAUUAACACUCUUAGGGAACUUUCAUUUAGUUGAAUUUUCAUGAAGUUGGUUUGAUGUUUUGCUUUUCCCUCCAUUGACGAAGUAUUUUAUCAAUCAGGUUAAAAAUUUAUGAGAAUCUUUUUUGAAUCUUGUUUACCUC